Messenger RNA from Carassius auratus (goldfish), 1443 nucleotides. RefSeq names its product cAMP-dependent protein kinase inhibitor beta-like. The record is from RefSeq and is a predicted model, not a curated record. The transcript has 4 exons. NCBI's taxonomy places the organism in Eukaryota, Metazoa, Chordata, Actinopteri, Cypriniformes, Cyprinidae. Gene Ontology annotation, biological process: negative regulation of protein kinase activity. Bases 245 to 475 code for a protein of 76 amino acids. Gene Ontology annotation, molecular function: cAMP-dependent protein kinase inhibitor activity.
GCGCGCGGUGUAGUUGUGCUCGCUCACGCUGGACACUCAGUGGCAGAGUGAAGGAGAAUCACGACGAAGAUGGUCUCGAUACGCGGAGUUCCCCUCGCGGAUAGCCUCUGUUGGUACUGAUUCGGAGUGUCCUCCCGGAUAGCUUUGCUUCGAGGAGUUGCUUCAUGUUCGGAAUCCCUCCUGAUUUCUGGACCGUUUUAUCGUCUGCCUGGUGGAAGCUAUGAUGCUAUGAAGACCACCAGAGAUGACUGAUGUGGAACCUGUUGUCUCUGACUUUGCAGCCACGGGCAGGACUGGCCGGAGGAAUGCAUUGCCAGAUAUUCUAGGUUCCACAGCUGGUCCUGGAGCUGCCGACCUACCUGAUAAACUAGCCGAGCUUUCAGUAGGAGAUGAUGGCGAACAGGGCGGAGAGAGCUCAUCGUCGUCUGACCCACCUAAAGAAACCACAGAGGAGGCAAAGACAGAGGGCUCAUAACUCUACUCCAGCGCCACAGUGAUCUGACCUCAUGAGAGACUCACAACCUCUUGUCCCAUUGACCAAACAACUGUUACUCUGUGCUAUGCAACAUCAAGACCACCUAUGAUUGGCAUUCGGAUGUGGGCCAGCGCAAAACAGCUCAUUCCUAUUAAAAUGGAAAGUGUUUUUCAAAUAUCAACAUUUGUUCAUUUCAUACAUCGAUGACUUUUUUCCCCAAAGACCCACUGUCAUGAUUUUCCCAAACGACUGGCUGAUUUAUGUGUCUUAUGAAAACAGAUGUGACUUGCUUUCUCAUUUUAAAAAGGGAUAUUUUGUUUCAUUUUAAGACUUUCCAUAAUAGCAUUCUUCUCUGAAUGUUGACAUGUAGUGGCAAAAUGUCUCUUUUUGCACAAAAAAAGUAAAUACAUUCCAUUUGGUGAUGUAAGUAAAGUUUUUUAUCUUACAAUAUUUGUCUGUCCUUGUACAACACCACAUCAUCUGUGUUUUGUAUUGUAAAGAUAUGUAUUGUUAACAUUUGACCCAGAAGAUAAGAAACAGAGCUGAAUAACAUGAAACGAUAUUUUCUUCUUGUAAAUACAGAAUUGUACAUUAUAUUUGCUAGUUUUGUUUAAAAGCCUUCUGUUUUGUGCGUAACUGCUGUCAGUGCUGCCCUGCGUGAGCUCAGAGUGGAUUGUUAGCUGUCUGAUUCAUUGCUGCAAACAUCUGUGGUCAUGUCAUUCGGACGUCAUCUUAAGUGCUUGUCUCAGAUAUUUCUUUGCUGUUGUUGAUUGCAGUAAAAAAAUAUGAUUGUGGAGACAUGUUGUUCUUCCUCUAUUUCAUCUUUUCACUGUGUUUCCAUUAGAGAAUUACAUUUUAUUUUAUUUUACUAUUUACCUGGCCAUAAAUCUUGUAAUUUUGUCUGUGGUUAGCUACAUAUAAAAUGCCAUUAUGCUAUGUUUAAAAAUUAUAAUAAAUCCUGUGCUUAA